AUGGCACAUGCUGAUGCUUCAUCAUCUGAGCCCAAAUUUAUUGAUAGGGUGAAACACGAGAUCCACAUUGGAGUCCUAGAAGAGCUAAGAGAAGUUCGCUCAAAUGUCCAAAGCGGAAUUCGUGGCCAUGAUGUGGUUGGAUGCUGUGUUCAUCAUGGAGCUUUUCUUGAGAAACUGAGUUUAAAUCACACAGUUCCAAGCACGAGAAAGAGCAGAAGCAAACCGAAAUGGGAGAAACUCUAUGAUGAGGUUGUCCCUCCUCGCUACAAGAAGCAUGCUAGCUUUGUUGAUCUUGCCAUCGAGUACUUUGCAUUCUAUGACAGAGUGUGCUUUGAGAAAGGUGAUGAGAAGAGAAGGAUACCACAACUGAAGGUGGACCACAACACUGAAUGUGUGUUCAGGAACCUCAUUGCCUUUGAGCAGUGCCACUAUCCUGAGAAUCCUUACAUUUGCAAAUAUGUGUCUCUUAUUGACUCUCUUAUCCACACUCAGCUUGACGUAGAGUUGCUGGUUGAGAAGGAAGUGAUUAUCCACAAUGAUGGAUGUGGUUUAUAA
Sphenostylis stenocarpa is the source of this 555-nucleotide messenger RNA. The record is from the annotation of a GenBank genome assembly. NCBI's taxonomy places the organism in Eukaryota, Viridiplantae, Streptophyta, Magnoliopsida, Fabales, Fabaceae.